Messenger RNA from Metarhizium robertsii ARSEF 23, 2757 nucleotides. RefSeq names its product UBA-like protein. Bases 1 to 2757 code for a protein of 918 amino acids. Gene Ontology annotation, molecular function: ubiquitin binding. The record is from RefSeq and is a predicted model, not a curated record. Gene Ontology annotation, cellular component: cytoplasm; nucleus. The transcript is spliced from 3 exons. NCBI's taxonomy places the organism in Eukaryota, Fungi, Ascomycota, Sordariomycetes, Hypocreales, Clavicipitaceae.
AUGUCCGAAGUCGCAUCAAGGUCGUCCGCCACGCGUGGCAGAGGCUCUGGCCGAGGCGGUAGAGGAGGUUUCGCCGGUCGAGGCGGCCGCUCCAGAACCAAUGGCGACAAGUCAGACCACAAAGACGAAAACCUCGGUGCAUUCGAAGACGAAGGCGAGUUCGCCGAGCUCCGCAAGAAGUAUGGCGAUAAAACAUCUGUCAUCCGCGAGAUGUUCCCCGAUUGGUCCGAGGCCGAUGUUCUUUUUGCCCUCCAAGAGACAAAUGGUGACGAGAACGAAGCUGUCGCACGCAUUGCUGAAGGCAACAUCUCCCAGUGGGGCGAGGUCUCAAAGCCAAAGAAGACUGCCCGCACAAAGGCGAAGGACACGACGACUGCCCCUGCCGGCGAGUCGACCACGUCGGCCUCCCGAUCUGCCCGUGGCGGACGGGCCGUCUCUGAGGGCGGCCGUGGUCGAGGACGGGGUACUGAUAGAGGUGCUCGUGGUGCCGCCGGCCGUGGCCGCUCAUUCCAGCCCAGCACCAAUGGCACGCGUAACAAGGAAAACCAGCAGCUCUCGGUCCCUACUGAGGAAUCCUCUGCCUGGGAUAAUGCCAAAUCGAAAGACGACAAGCCUGAGCUCAAGAGUACUGUUGCGGAGAAGUCUGCUCCCGUCGAAACUGCUAAGCCAGCAGCUCCCGCAGCCAAGACGUGGGCCAGCAUGUUGCGCCAGUCAACCACUCCCAAACCCGCGCCUGUUGCUCCCAAGGAGGUUCUUGCCCCGAAGCCUGCUGAUCUUGAAGCUCAGCUUGUAUCCGAGCCCGCCCCAGCCGAACCCGAAGCCAUUGAGCCCGUAGAAGAAGAGACUACCCCUGUGGCUCAAAGCGCUGUCCCCGUCCAGGCCCCCGUUACUACCUCUGAACCUGAAGCUGCUCUGCCCCCAACCAAAGACGAGCUUACCGAGACAAAUCUUGAACAGGUUGUUGAUGCCUCUAAUCCACCUGCAACUGGCACAGCUGCUAGCACCGCUGCUGACUCUUGGGACCCGCGACAGAGCCCCGUUAGUGCUUCCGCUACACCCAUCUCGGCUGCUCACCAGCAGCAUCAGGCUCAGCGAUCUGCUGCAAGCGGAUAUGCUGCGUCGGCGAUCAAGGCAACUACUGAACGAUCUUCUCGUGGCCCUAGCUUUCAACGACGAGUUUUGGACCAGGAAGAGGCUGUUCGUAUGCCAGGCAACCGCGAGGUGGAUCGAGCUGCUGUUAAGUUCGGGGCUUUCAGCCUGAAUGACGGUGACGAGGACGUUGAUGGCGAGCGUGAGGAACCAGAGACUCGUGCUCAGCCCCCGGCCGACUCUCCUGUCGCUCAUCCUCGUGCCUCUCUCCCUCCUGUGUCUCAGCCUGUCGCCGUUCCAGAACCAUUCUCUCAGAAGACUGCUGGCGCCGUACCCUCGGCCGUCACCGGAGCAGUUCCCACAGCUCCCGCUGCUGCUCAGGCUUCUGCUGCUGCUGCGACUCAACAGUACGGCCGAUUUGGUCCUCCCGACACCGCCACUGCUGCUGCUACACAAAAGCCUCUCGAUCCGUUCAACGCCGCCCAGCCUACUCCCUCCUCCCAACCCCAGUUCGACAGCUUUGCCGCCCAGACUACACAGCCUCAAGUUCAGCAGCCUGGUGUAGCUUUUACCUCUGCCCCAUCCGACUACUCCAACUACUACACUGCCAAUCAGCAAGAACGAAACCCUUACAAUGUUUACGGACAGCAGUACGGCGCUCAGCAAGCUGCCCAUGGCCAGCAUGACGGCGUUUCUCAACAGCGUCCAUUUGCCGGCUACAAUGUUGCCGAUAACCUUAGCCAAUACCCGCAGAGUGGCUCUCUGCACAAUCAACCUCGAUUUGGUGGUUCAAAUGACAGCCAAAACAGCGGCCACUCAACUCCCAAUCCCGCAGCUCAGGCUCAGCAGCAAGGUCAGCAGGCUCAGCAGGCUCAGCAAACCCAGCAAACCCAGCAGCCUCAGCAGGGGGCACCUGGCUCGCAGCCUCAGUCUCAUGGCCAGUACCCUGGAUACAAUCAUCCUUAUUAUAGCAACCCUUACUAUCAUCAGUACUACUCCGGCUACGGACAAGGCGGUUUUGGUCCUUAUGGCGGCAAGGGCGGAAUGUAUGGCCAACCUUAUGGAAUGUCUCCCAAUGCGCCAUAUGACCAUGCUUCGUCUCCCAGCACAUUUGGCGGCCCAUCCUCACUUCAUCGUGAUAGUAGCCUUGGCUCUGGCCUCGGCGAGUACGGCCGCGCCGCAUCUGGUCAGGCGGGUAGCCAGCCUGGUUUGGGUGGCAGCAGCUUUGGCGGUGCUCACGACAGCUUUGCUCGUGGCGCCUCCUCUUUCCAAUCUCAGAACCAGUCCUUCAACAGCCAGAACCAGCCCCCGGCCUCGGGCUCCGCUGACGACUUGAAGCCUUUCGGUGAUAGCAAAACGGCGGCCUCCGGUCCCUCUCCUUCUCUUGGCGGCGGACCUCGUCCCGGAUCUGCUACCAACAAUGCCCCGAGUGGCCAGAGCGGCCUCCCUCCUCCUCAGAAUUCCCAGAUGGGCGGAGCCUAUGGCGGUUAUCCCAGCCACCUGCAGGGACACAACCUUCAUGGUAGUGCCUACGGAAUGGGCGCGGGCGCGGGAGCCAGCCAACACGGCAACACUCCCUACGGCUCCUACGGACAGGGUUUCGGCAGCGGUGGAUAUUACGGAGGUGGCCAGCAGCAGCGUGGCGGCUGGGGCGGAAACUACCAUUAG